Messenger RNA from [Torrubiella] hemipterigena, 5882 nucleotides. The record is from the annotation of a GenBank genome assembly. NCBI's taxonomy places the organism in Eukaryota, Fungi, Ascomycota, Sordariomycetes, Hypocreales, Clavicipitaceae.
AGUACCACCAAUACCUGCUGCGACACUGCACCAAAAGCAGCCGCCCACGCCACACGCCAGCCCGGCUCAGCGAUAGCCGAAUACACCCAGCCAGCCAGCCAGCACCAACCAAAACUUUGCCUGCUCGCUCGCAUCCUCCUCCUCCUCCAUCCAUCGCUAGCCUUCUCAUCUCCUUCAAUCCCCGUUUUCCUCCAAAACGGCUCCCCUCACUCACCGUCAGGGUCUCCAGCAUCGCCUCUGCCUCCAACUUGGCUGCUGUUGCUGCUGCUCCCGCCAUCACCCGUCGCCCUCUCGCUGCAUACUCGCCCCGCGGAGCCAAUCCCGACUCUCGCUUGGUAAUUCCCACUCAGCCUGCAUCGCUCAGAUCCUCAGCCCCGACAGCUGUAUUUCCGCUCGCUCCUCGAUUCUCGCCCGACACCUCCGCCCGUCUUAACCCCAGAAGCCAUCACAGCUUUGUUUUUUCCGUGUAUUGGUUGCACUGCAUCGGUCCUCUCGCCCUCCAGCUUCGGCCGCCGAAGAUUGCAUCUGCUGUUGCCGAUUCGCCUCCCCGUCACAACAGCGCUGCCCAACUCUUCCCAUCGAACAUCGACCGAACCAACGUUCUGCUCUGCCCAUGCUGAGAUAGCUCGACAUCACUCGUGGCCAAACCACCCUCCCUUAUAUAGAGCCAAGCACCGUUGCCAUGUCUGCCGAACAGACUGCCGCUUCGCCUGCUGCCACCACGGCUCAGUCCCCUCCCUCAGCUCCAUCGCCAUCAGCAGCUUCAAAACGCCGGCGAACCGCCGCUGCUGGCAUAGAAUGUUGUCGAACUUGCCGCCUACGCAAGGUGAAAUGCAGCGGUAAUCCGGGCAAUGCAUCGUGCUCCAACUGCGCUCGCCUGGAGCUAGUGUGCAGCUUCAACACCAUGGACAAAUCCAACGAUCACUCUGAUAAAGUCCUACGGACAACGCCCAGUGCCAGUCAUACCGAAGCGGGAACCCUACGAAAACGAGCCCAACGAGCUUGCAGCCAAUGUCACGCCCACAAGACCAAGUGCUCUGGCGAUCUGCCACGUUGCAAGCGAUGUGAGACGGCCGACCUCCCCUGCGAGUACACAGCAACAAAACGUAAAUUCACAAACGUUCGCUUCCAAAAUGCCGCCCCCUCCGACGACUCUACAUCCCCCAACGCCGCAGCGAUUCCCAGGAAAGAAAAGUCACAAAGCCCAAUACAACAACCGCGGACAGCCUACGAUGCGCUGCUCGUCGACCCAGACACGCUUAGUGAAGAGGAACAUAUUGCUCGUCGAGACUUUCUACUCAGACAUAUGGAUAUCUUCAUGGAGUUCUUUUAUUAUGUGCCUUGCCUAGGCUUCUUAAAUCCGGAUGAGUGGUACCAAGACAUCAAUGAUAUGACGAUAUCUGGACCCCGCGCUGCCGCCCUAGCGUCCAUAACUUGCUUCUUUUAUCACCCUGGAGAGGAAGGACGCAACUUUGGUCUCAAGUGUGCUGGCAUUGUCGACUUACGAAUCUUGGAGACUCUCAACAAAUUCUCUGAAGAAGGCUUUAUGCUUCUCGCUCUCAACAGCUUGUUCUACCUCCUGCAUGGCAGUUUUGCAAAGGUUUGGAACUGCUUUGGUAUGCUCUCAAGGCUCAUGAUCGGCAUGCAGGUGAACUGGGAAGCCAACGCUUCUGGCAACGAGACCUUCCGGGAUCGCGAAAGGAUUAACCGUAUUGCAUGGCAAGUCUUCAGCAUGGAUCGUCUGCUCGCUGGAGGCUAUGAUGAAUACAUUACCUGCCGUGCAGAUCUGAUGACUAUUCGCUUGCCAUGUCUCGAAGAUGCCUUUCGGGAAAACAGGCCCGUCUUGACACCACGUCUCUCUGAGAUGUCCCUCGAUCAGUCUAGCCUUGGCCUUCACGGCUGGCAAAUGCGAACCGUGGAUCUCCGCCACCGUAUCCAAGUGUCAAUAAAGCGACUAGCUCAUCCUGAGGCAAACGUAUUUGAGCCCUCAAAAGUCAUGAAGGAAAUUCAUCACCUACAGAAGGAGCUAUCACGGCUUCACCUAGGCUUCCCUAUCACGCUACAGCUGAACGAUGCCAGCAUGGACCACUACAUGUCAUCCCCAGACCGUCUCGGAUACGUCUGGCUCCAUAACCAUGUUGGCGUCUCUCACAUUGACCUAUACCGGUUUGCCCUCCCAGGAAUUGAAGACUUUUCGCCAGAGCACCUCGCUAAAUUGCCAGCGGAGUUUGUUGCAAUGUCACGCAAACAAGCUGUCGCACAUGGCCUCUCCGUAGCCCGCUUCAUCAGAGGCGUUUAUGAGGCAAACAAGCGAGAACCUUCAACCAUCAGUGUGAAGCUCAUUGGGGAUUAUUCCAUAUGCCACAUGAGCACCCAAGCCCUGCGAGUUAUCCUCAUUGCCCUGCAGCAUGAUCUCUAUAUAAACAUUCAGGAAUGCACGACGGCUCCUCCCUGGUCAAACGCCAUAGCUACAGCAGAGGAGAUUCACGAGCUGAUUUAUGCCAUCCUGGCCGCAACAGAGUCAUGGAGCAAGAUCUUCCGCGUAACGAAGCAAGCUUACGAUCUCAACAAAAGUAUGGUGGAAGAGUUCUUCAAGACGAACAAGUUCGUAGAACUACCUGUCAAGUCAGAGCGCGAGAACGGCAGCCACGACCUUGGCAUGGGAAACAUUAUUGAGAGCAUGAGGAGGUCUAUCAACGAGGAAGCGUCGCGGUUCAAGCACGAACGUUCCCCUUCUGAAAGGCUCUCUGGCCCUCCACGGUCGUCAAGCAGCAGCGACCGCCACUCGCCGGUUGGUGGAGGUAUGGAUGCCGUCUACGGCCCUCCAGGUAUCCCGACAUUUUUGCAAAAUGCCCACGAUCCCAACUCCAUCCAGCCCUGGCCAAAUUCACCCAAUGGCGGAGGCAGCUAUCAUCAUACCACAUCGUCGUCUGGCGGCGAUACGCCCAUGACAGAUACAUUUUCAAACCACCAGAUGCCCCAAACCCAGAGGAUGGACUACACAAUGCACUGAGCGUGUAGGAGGCAACUGUUUCCAAUUUUGGACAAGGCUGCCGUCGCAUGAUCCCCCGUUUCUGUUUUGUUUCCCUUUUGCAAAACAAACAGGUCCGUCGCCGUAGCGUGUCCGUUUCAACUUCAUCUUAUACAUCCAAGCGUCCCGCCAAAGCGCAUACGCCGUGCCACAGCCGCACAGACAGCUCACCAUCACUUCUUCCUAAAAUACACGACGUUUAUUUUUCAUACCACAUGCGGUUUUUGGGUUCUAUGGCGUCUUUAUUUUCGUUUCUGGUUUUUAUCUUUUUUGCAUUAGAUGCAAUUCAAGGCACAUGCACGCAUAUAACGAUUACAUAUGAUAAUAUACCCCCAACAUCUGAAAAAUACAAAGAAUAGAUCUUUAUAUCCCUUUAUUACAUUGUGCAUGCAUAGCAACUAGAAGAAACUCAAUUAUGCUCGUACCAUUCAACAUAAAUGCUGCAACAUCUCUUUGUACAUGGAUGAAGAAGCUACGAAUGGCUGGAGAGUGUCCGUCCCCCACAGAUAGCCGUCCACUGGAAUGCAACAUCCUCUCAUGCCCGCGCGCGCCUACACCACGCCACCGCAAGGCAAAAAAGACUGAGACAAUAGCUGCCCUGGCGUGGGCGAGGGCGCGUUUCGAAACAAUAGAAAUCCUGCUUGUCAAGGAACAGGUGAAUCAAGCGGAUCAACAAAAAUAUACUGAACAAGGGAUAAUGACAAUAAUAAACAAAAAGACAGACGCUGUAGAACGAAGGCAUAAGAGAGAGAAUGAACAGAUUUGUAGUAUGAUAAAGGUGCUCGAAACCAGUUUGGUGCUUGUACAAUUAUGCACUAUUGAAAUAUACAGCUAUAUACCCCGGUAUGAUGUGCCUCGUGAGCUUGGUGCCACCGUAGACGCUAGACACCUAUCCCUGCCAUGUGUUGUGUGUACAUGAUUAGCCAAAAACGGCCGCUUUUGACCAAGCAAGGAAAGAGGUUUUCGCCAAAUAGAAAUAGGAUGCUUUCUCAUCGGUGCCGUGUGAACAAGGCGCACAAGAAGAAAGACGGUGGUUUGUUUAAAAAAAAAAAAAAGAGGAACAAGAGGCGCGUCGGAUGAUGAAUUGAUGGGCCUGCCCAGGUCGCGUGCGAGGCUUACUUUGCGCGUUGUGAAGAAAGUGUGAAGAGGAGCAGCUAAAACCAGGAUCUGGAAAGGGCGGCAUGCAAAGUAACAAGGAAGAAGAAAAAAUGACGGAAAACAAAGAUUGGCUCGCUGUGCUGGGUUGUGUCUGCUGAUUGUAAAUGGCUUCGAUGUUGCUAUGUCGGGUGUUGAAAUGGGUGCAAUCUGGCGACAAGAAAAGUCUGCAUCAUAGAUUACCGCCUAUAUGAAAAGCAUCGUGGCUGGCGGGUUGGUGAUAUGUUUUGGCGUCAUUAGUUGUAAACGGUUCGUUCCUUCUCCCUAAGUCCACCGAUGGAGUCCAUGUCAAUGGUCUUGAACUGCGUCUUGGACUCCUUCUCGUACGCGGGGAGCUGUUCGUCCAUGGGCUCGAGGCCAAUGGUGGCGUUGUCACCGACACGGACAAUCAGAACGCGUCCGCUUUGUUGGCGGCCGCUCUCGUCCUGUUCGUCAGGGAAGGUAAUGUGAAUCUCGGGGACGUUUUCAGGCGACUGUGGCGGCGCUCCGGGGUUCUGGAGCAUGGGCUGGCCAUCACGGCCAAUGUAUACGACGCUGGCGCGGUUGUCGUGCUUCUCAUCAAUGGAGAGGCUGCUUCCCUUGCUGUAGGCGGGGAGAGUCUCGGCGCGGCGGCGGCGCUGCUGGUUCUGGCGUCUGCGGCGGAAGAGGAAGGCGGCUGAGGCAAUGAUGAGGGUGAAGAAGGUGAAGCCAAGGACAAGAAGGACAACGUUGAUGGCGUUCUCGGAGAUGUCGGAGCGAGCAAAGACGUGACGGUCCGGACGGAUAAUAGGCUGGAGAGCAAUCGCCAUCUUGGGGGCACGCUGGGCCAGGAUGUUGUGGGUUGUAGGAGCCAUUGUCUAAUUGUUCAGGAAGAGUACAAGGCCGAGCAAAUCAAUAAAAUAAAACGGGACAAUUGUCUGCAGGAAAAGGAAGAGAAGGUUAGCAGGAGAAGCCGCGAAUGUCAUUUAAGAGUAUUGUCAUUCUGGCGUGGUGGGAUAUAUUGGCUGCUGCAUUCCUCAUUCCAGUGGGUGGUCGAGCGCGGUUCGUGGUAAAAGAGGCUGCGCUUGUCCGCCACCACGAUUUUGCGCAUACCAGACGAAGGAGCAGGCGAUUCACCCAAAAGGGACCAAACAAAGUGGAUAAAAAAAGAAAGGUGACGGAAUCGGUCGAGACGAGACUCACAAGUAGAGUUAUGUGAAACGAGAAAAAUGUCGGUGGUUAGGAGUCGACGGUUAGAGAGCGUGUUUCGAAAGCCUGGGCGCGGACGGCCGUGUUGUGGUGCACUGUUGCAAAGGACUGGACGGGGGAGUCGCUGAAAGAAUGAAGCGACUGGACCCCAAAAAAGGAAAAGGUGAAGAAAGAGAGCGUGGGUUGAAGAGAAGGACUAAUUCAAAUGCACAUUGAACGCUGGAACCGAAUGGCCUGUCGACGAGGCCAAGUUGAUUGAAGAAGAGAAGAAAAGGGAAAAAGAAGCACGGCGGGCGAGGAGAGAUGAGGUCUGGGGGGGUGGUGGCCGCCAGCAGUGAGCGGUGGGCAGUACAGGCGGCAAAGCCACUGCACAAACAGCGCCUCCAGGCGGCCGCCAUGAAGAGAAAGAUGAUGGCCUGCAUGGAAGGCAAGCUGGGAAAUGAGCAUUUUGACCAGGGCAUUGUUGUGAUUGGCUGUGCGUGCUGCGAUAUCCAGGGGCACCAGCCAAUCAGCGCCGACCGAGGCAGGC